AUGUCGGCCGACCUGUACACGGCCAUCAGACUGUGCCGGUUGAUCGGCCUGUUCCCGCCAGACCGCGCCGAAUCGUGGCCGGCGUCGGUCGCGCACAGAGCGUACCAAGUGUCGCUGUUCGCGGUGGUCAGCGUCGUGACCACUACCAUGACCAUCCAGCUGUUCGUAGCGCCCGACCUGACCAUGCUGGCCCGGACCAUUGACAUAUGGACAAUGUGCCUGUCGGGACUGUACAAGUGGUUCUGCUUGGCCGUGUUCACCGAAAAGUACCGCACGCUACACGGGCUAUUAGACAGCGUACAGACCCAGGCCGGAGUCGUCUACGGCCCGACUGCGUCGUGCCAUUUCAUAGCCAACCAUUCGCGGCGCAUUGGAUUUAUAAGCUACUCGUAUGGCUUGAGUGGCUUAAUCACGGGAGUGAUCCUAACGCUGGGCGCCAUGUUCUCGUAUUCAAAAGGGUUAGAGUUACUUUACUUCUUCAACUCUUUUAUCCAUUACCAUCAUAAUGAUCAUCAAUUGAUUACUUCGUUACUCAUCCAAUAUUGGUGUUAUGCGUCACAGCAUUUAAAAAUGUAGGAUUACAGGGGCGAUAGGGGCGAUUGCCAUUUAGGUAUUUAUGUAACCUAGGUUAUGUAAGUAACUGUUUAGUAUUUUAAUUAUUUCGAUUUCAUAUAAAUAUAGUAUAAUGAAAGAAACGAAGUUUAAAAUUUUAUCUUUCUGUUUUUCAACGAAAAAAUAAAAUAGUUUUAACGAUCCAUAAAAAUUAUUUGGUUUAUUUCAAUCAUGCAAUACGAACGUAACAAGCGAAUCCAAUACUGUUUUAAAUCCAAUGAUUUUGUUAUCCUGAAUGUAUUUCAUAUAUUUUUCUUAAUUAUUAUAAAAAUUAUGGAUUUCAAAAAGAAAAGAAACACGGUUAAAAUUGUACAGCAUACUUUGGUUUUUUUUUUUUUUCAAAUUAAAAAACUUACAUUGAUGACCAAAAUAGUGUACUGGCCGAAAACGGUCGCUGUAGAACGGCCGAAUUCGGAAAGGUUCGUUUUAGCCAAAAACGGUUAACGGUCCCGCUCCUGCGGAAGGUCUCCACGUUACAUUAAUCCGCGAUUAUUAAAAUCGCGUUGCCCUGGUGGGAGAACUACUUUGCGAAAUAAUGAAUGUUCAACGAUAAAAAAAAAUCACCUUGUAUAUUAUAAAUAUAUAAAUAUAUAUAAAUGUGAAAAUGGAAAUAUUUGUCACGCAUGUUCUCUGAUAGACUAGACCAAUUUUCACGUGGUCUUUCGCAAAACGAUCCGCGUUGUCUGAAGAAGAUUUUCAAAUUCCGAACUCCACGAUCUGACCAGUAGAAGUAGUAGACCUAACAUGCAGUAGAUCGUUUGAGGGACAUCAAUCGUACAAUAGUACAACUGAGUAAUUCGAAAUAAUCGACGUAAGACGCGCCAGAGUACAUACUUUUAAAAUACAUUCCUCGCUCCACUCGAAAUUUGACAAUAAUAAUUAUUUUGCGUUGCCGUAUUUAUUAUCAAAUAGAUCGAUCAACAAAUAUUUCUAAGCGUCAGCGUCUCAGCAGGUUUAUUCACGGCGAUGAUUAGACCGUCGCCGGGAAGCCAAAUAAAAAAAAUCUAAAAAGUUUUUAACCAUGCCAGCAAGAGAAACUUGCUGCGAGUUCUAAGCCUGCAGCGUUAAAAUGGGAAGGAAAACGACGAUUAUAAUUAUUUUUUUUAUUAUUUACCUAUAUAGUAACCUAACCAGUGCUGGCCCUAGGGGGAGAAGCGGUGCGAACGCACCGGGCCACGCGCUUGUGAGGGGGCCCCACAAAUUAUGUAUUCCGAAUAUCACUUUAUCUGUAAAUGAUCAUAAUAAUGUUGUCCCGAUAAUAAGCAAAUUUCCACGACGUGCCGUGUGACCGUGUGGUUUUUUUAGGACUCGGGUUGUUAUCGACGAAAAUCAACGUGGUACCAAUUAUACACAGCUAAUAAAAAUAUUGUAGGUACCUGCUCAUUUUGUGUCUAAUAUGAAAAUACAAAUUUGAUUUUAUUAGUUUAUAUUUGUAGGUAUACAAAUUUAGGUUUAUAACGGGGCCACGCAAAAUUCUGCACCGGGCCCCGAAAUCUAUCGGGCCGGCACUGAACCUAACCCAACCUAACCUAAAGAUAAGCAUUUGCUGCACGGGCAAAGCCGGGCGGGACAGAUAGUAUACACGACGCAUGGGUAUAUUAUGUAACAUUACUUUUGUUUACAGCGACCGGUCCGAUUUCGAGUACUUUAACGACCCGAAAAGCUAUCCGUUGUGCUGUUGGAUGCCGUUCACCGUGCCCAACUAUUGGGUCUUCAGCAUCAUAUGCGUGUUACAAUUUUUGGCACUUUUAUCAGUAGUGUUUAUGUACAUAUUCAUUGACACGUACAUGUUCGGUGCUAUUUUCAUUAUGGGCGGUCAAUUCGAAUUGCUGAACGAAAUAUUAUCCAGUGUAAGACGUAAGUACCGCGGCAAUAACACGCGUCGGUUAUUACGCGUGGGCUGCACCUGUUUACUAUAAUUUCGUACUCCGCGUGUUCCUCGCGCGUUAUUUGAAGCCGUGUCAAACACACUGAGCGCAACGUAGAGCAACAUUUGCAGUUUCCCGAGCGGAGUUUCUGUAGGUACGUGUUUUGUACUUUUUCAUUUUUUCUGAAAUUUCUUCCAGAAAUCUCUCUCGGUUUAAAAAACGACGGGACAUUUUUCGUUGCACUUUAGAUCGAGUUGGUUGGGCACUAGAAGGACUAUAUUUAUUUUUAUUUUUCAAUCGUUUUUCAUAAUAAUUGGAAAAAACGGGAAAGUUUAUGGCAUUUAUAGUUUUAAUUAAUUUCGAUUUCGUUUUUUUUUUUUUUUUUUUUGUUUUAAUUCUGUUAAAAAUAAUCGCGAAGCAGAAAUGUUCACAGAAUACCUACUUAUAUUAGCCUUUUUUAGGCAUGGUGAAAUUAUCAAAUUAUUUCAGCGAUGUUUCAGUCUUUUAUAGGCAUUUGAUGUUUUCGAAUUUUUUAUGAUCAAAUUAACAGAUUUUUCGUUUGAAAAAUGUUAACCUAAUUAAGCGCUUAAGUAGGAUUGAUCUGUAAACCUAAUAUUUUAUCUUGUUUUCUCUAUUUAUCGUGUUUUAUGGAUACAUAGCAACACAAUCUGCGACGUAUGCUUUAAGUCUACUCCGAUCUUUCGACCACCAAAAGCAGGACGAAUAUUAUAAUUUCCUCUCGCAAUGUGUGGAGCUUCACAGUUUAAUUUUAAAGUAAGUGAAUCGUAAUGUUAAUAAUACUAGUCCAGUGUCGGCCUGGCCAUGACCGCUAAUCCGCGGAAAUUAAAUUCAUUUAAAAUCCUCUAAGAAAAUUGCUGGUUUAUAAUAAAAAAAAAAAUCACCCUGUAUACAUAUAUGUACGUUUUUACAUGUCUCCGCGAAAUCGGCCAUUGUUAUUUUUGUUUUUGAAAUAUUCAUGGCCUUUUUAUUAUUCAUUCAUGGUGGCUCCUAAAAACAAAAUGUUCCAAAGGCCCUUGGUAUGCCCAGCUGACACUGAGUACUUAUGAUCUACUUAUAACUGAUAUACAGAUCUAUAAAAACACUAUUGUGCGACGGACGACAGUUUUGUUUGGAAAAUGCACGACGAACCGAGGAAAUCGAUUAGAAAGAUAAUCGUACAUCGUCCAGUAAAAUGUGGUUGUUUUUUUGAAAUUCAAUGCUUACCUACUCUUAUUCGUAUUCAAUUAUUAUAUGUAUCAAAAAAAAACCAAUGAUAAUAAUGUAUUGUUGAACAGAUCAUUGCGUAGUUUACAAGAUAUGUUCAACACGCUGAUCAUUUUCGAUUAUUUACACGGUAUGACUUCACUGACAUUCGCCAUGUUCCAGACAACGGUGGGCGUAUACGUUAUUAAUAUUUAUGUCGUCGUUUAUUUUAUCCGUAAUUCAUUUCCAGAUUAGCAUAAGCAUUGAAGAAACGAUUAGCUUGGUAAUAUUCAUCGCCUUAAGCCUCAUCCAUCAGUUUCUCAACAACUUUUUUGGCGAGUAUAUCAUACAAAAGGUUGGUAAGUAAAAAGUAACCAAAUGUAAACGACACGCGAUUCGUUAUAUUUUAUUUUCGUUUUUAGCAACUUGACAUACAACGGGCCGCGUACGACUUGCCGUGGUUGCGCGUCAACAAGAAGUCACGGCAAUUGAUAACAAUGAUGAUUUUUAGAUCGAGCAAGCCUCUGGUCGUUACCGGGCUCUACAUGUACUCACUGUGUUACCAAUCGUUUUUAGCGGUGAGAAACGACGAUCGAUAG
Messenger RNA from Cinara cedri, 4282 nucleotides. Lineage: Eukaryota; Metazoa; Arthropoda; Insecta; Hemiptera; Aphididae. The record is from the annotation of a GenBank genome assembly.